Pelodiscus sinensis (Chinese soft-shelled turtle) is the source of this 2322-nucleotide messenger RNA. RefSeq names its product antileukoproteinase-like. The record is from RefSeq and is a predicted model, not a curated record. Gene Ontology annotation, biological process: antibacterial humoral response; innate immune response. Gene Ontology annotation, molecular function: serine-type endopeptidase inhibitor activity. Lineage: Eukaryota; Metazoa; Chordata; Testudines; Trionychidae. Gene Ontology annotation, cellular component: extracellular region.
GUGUUUAAAUCCCAGUGGGCUCAGCUCAGGGCAAUCAGACUCAGCUCUACAGAACCACCAUGAAGUCCCUGAAUGUCCUUCUCUUUGUUGGGCUCCUCCUAUGCUGGACAGAACUGUCGGCUGCGUCUGGGAAGAGGCGAGUGAAGCCUGGGAUCUGCCCGCCAGAUUACGUAAGAUGCGUUCGGGCAGAACCUAAUGAGUGCGGCAUGGACUAUCACUGCAGAGAAAGACAAAAGUGCUGCUAUUCCCGUUGUGCCAGGCGGUGCGUAAACCCAAUACAAGUGAAACCUGGGAUGUGCCCACCGGAUGACACGGUAUGCGUUCUACAAGGACAGGAUGAGUGUAAGAGGGACUUUGAGUGCAGAGGAGAACAGAAGUGCUGUUAUAACGCUUGUGCCAUGCGCUGUAUAGACGUAGUACCAGUGAAACUUGGGACCUGCCCUCCAGAUUACAACAAAUGUAGAGUGCCAGAAAUGGACGAGUGUGACUUUGAUUUUGAUUGUGGGGACUACGAAAAGUGCUGUUUUUGCAACUGUGCCAUGCGCUGCAUGAAACCAGCAGAAGCAGUCUGGCUCAGCUAUGGGCAUUCAGACCUGGCACCCAACAGCACCAUGAAGUCAGCUGGUAUCUUCCUCCUUGUAGGGACCCUCACCCUCUGGAUGGCACAGCCGUCUUGGACUGGCAUGACCUUACCUGUGCAACAGAUCCUCCAAGUGGAACCUGGAACCUGCCCGGUUGUUGUUCUUAGGUGCAAGAUGCACAAUCCCCCCAACCGCUGCACAUCAGACAGCCAGUGUGCUGGGACAGACAAGUGCUGUGACACCGGCUGUGGGCUGGACUGUAUUCCAACUCAGGAAGUUACAGUGAAAGCUGGGACCUGUCCUUGGAUCAAGAAUAAGUGUCAGAUGAUAAAUCCUCCUAAUACAUGUAAAAAAGACGACGACUGCCCCAGCAUCAUGAAGUGUUGCAUGUCCAGCUGCGGGAAGCAGUGCAUGAAUCCCAACCCAAGUUCCUCAUCGGUGAAAUCUGGGACCUGCCCAGUGGUUCCUGUCAGGUGCAAGAUGCAUAAUCCUCCUAACCGUUGUGUAUCAGACAGCCAGUGUGCUGGAACAGACAAGUGCUGUGAGACCAUCUGUGGACGGAGCUGUGUUCCACCUCAGCAAGCCAAAUCUGGGACUUGCCCAGUGGUUACUGUCCGGUGUCUUAUGAUUAAUCCUCCCAACCUUUGUGAUCAUGACCAUCAAUGUGAGGGGCCAAAGAAAUGCUGUGAAACUGGCUGUGGGAGAAACUGCGUCAUGCCUCAGAGAGCUUGCUUCGGAAGUAAAUCAAGGCACCCCAGGAGCAGCAAUGACACCAGACCCCUGUAGCUGAACCUCAUGGAAUUUCCCCAGGUCCAAAGCAGGAAAUCACUUCACCUAACUCCAACUCUCCACCUAAACCAUUGGGGAAAAAAGUGGACUCUAGAUAUUUGAAUCGACACAGAGAGCAGAGAUGCAUGUCACUUAAAUGAGGUGAUGAAAACAAUGAUGCAAUCCACAGAACUUCACCCAAGAAGGGAUUUUUUAGUGAAGUUUCUUACAGGUUAGCCUGCAGUCCAGCGUGAAGAUGAUAUGCAGUUGAAGCAGAGGUACUGGAGCGAGGAAGGGAAGCAACACACCUCUUGGCUUGAAGUGGAUUCCAUUAUAUAUAAGGUUUUCAAUUUGGUUCAAUGGCUCUCAGCACCCCUAUUUACAAACUGUUCCAACACUCCCCCCCGUCAUCCAGUGUGACAAUCUACUUAUCUGUAUAAGGAGCAUCUUCCAUCUGCUCUGCAGAAGAGGUGGAGAGUCAUUGGUCAAAGAACAAGGAAUGGUACAUAUUGUAACCUCCCCACCUCCAAAAUUACAAUAAACCUGUUCCCCUUUUUUGACAAGAAUGUUUUAGUAUAAAAGUUCUUUACAAUCUAACACCAUCUGAAAGCUAUCACUGUGUUCAGCACAAUUCCAGCUCCAGGCCACUAACACCAGUGAUGGAGACGGUGUUUUUAGGCUCUUUUCACAUAUUUUUUGUACUAUCACUUGGUACGGCUCUGGGGAAAUUCCUUUACAGGUUCAGAUCCUGCCUAGACAGCAUAAAAAAACCCAGGAGAGUUUUGUCCUGUGUUAACCCUGAGAUUUUUUAUCCAUGAUGCUUUCGUCAGUGUUCCUGAGCAGAAACAGCGUGCCCUUGGCGUGGAUCUUAUUGACUGGGGCCACCCCUCCCUGUGCUGCUGCCCAAACUUGUUACUCAUGGGAUUUAAUUAGAACCACUUGGACACGUUCCAAAUAAAGAGUUGUCUUUCAA